Molecule: messenger RNA, 1697 nt
Organism: Cyprinodon variegatus (sheepshead minnow)
Lineage: Eukaryota; Metazoa; Chordata; Actinopteri; Cyprinodontiformes; Cyprinodontidae
Gene: dlx4b
Product: homeobox protein Dlx4b-like
Exons: 3
Coding region: 376-1146 (256 amino acids)
Biological process (GO): cell differentiation; negative regulation of transcription by RNA polymerase II; embryo development
Molecular function (GO): RNA polymerase II cis-regulatory region sequence-specific DNA binding; DNA-binding transcription factor activity, RNA polymerase II-specific
Source: RefSeq, a predicted model, not a curated record
AAUCAAUGGGAGGAGGCGCUCUCUCCCAUAUUAAUGAAGUUAAUGGUGCUGCUCCGGUGACAGCCUGCUGCUGCAGACCAAUCAGAGAGCUCUAUGGUGGAGAGCCGCCUGUUAGUCGCGCUGCACGCAGGAUCUGUUUGAAGAACCAUGUCAGCUCCUCUUCUGAUCUAAACAUCUUUCGCUUUUGCUUCCUUUUACCUCCAGAAACACCUGCCAAAAACAUGCCCGCUGUGACUUUGUCCUGCGUGGACGUUUACCUUUCAAACAGCGCGUUGGAUUUAAGGGUGGAACUGCUCCAGAUCUCCUUUGCUUUCUGACAGAACCUGAUGAAAUCCUCCUGAGAGCGGCGGCUUUAUGAACUUGCGCAUUAACUAAAUGAUGUCUGUGGGUUUUAUGCCCGACAGUUUGAACGGCUCCGAUCCCUCCAAGUCGGCCUUCCUGGAGUUCGGCCACGGACACCCGGCUCACCAGCAGCACUCCGCGGGACUCUCACAUAUUUACCCCGUGCAUGGCCUCCACGUUUCCGGACAUUCUCAGCACGAAGCCCCCUUUCCUGGCAAUGCGUCUUACGGCCCCCCGCUGGGAUACUCGUACCCGGGUGCGAUGAACGCGCAUCCAUCAUCCGCCUACAUGUCCCCCUACCAGCACAGCAGCGGCGGCCUGAGCCACAGCAGAUUAGAGAGGACAGAUCCCAACAAGUCCGCGAUCAAUGAGAGCAGGGACAUCCGUCUGGUGAACGGAAAGGGGAAAAAGAUGCGGAAACCCCGAACCAUCUACUCCAGCCUGCAGCUCCAGGCUCUGCACCAGCGCUUUCAGCAGACCCAGUACCUGGCCCUCCCGGAGCGCGCAGACCUGGCAGCCAAACUGGGGCUCACGCAAACUCAGGUGAAAAUAUGGUUUCAGAAUAAACGCUCCAAGUACAAAAAGAUCAUGAAGCAUGGCGGAGGCUCAGAGGGGGAGCACAUCCACAGCUCCAACUCCAUCUCCCCUUGCUCUCCUUCCUUACCCCAGCUCUGGGAGGUCUCUAUGGCAACCAAAGGAACCCAGAUGCACCCGAACAAUUAUAUGAAUGGUUUUGGCCACUGGUACCCGAACCACCACCACCACCCUGACCAGGACGCAUUGCAGAGGCCGCAUCUAAUGUGAAUGGACAGCCAACGGUUGAUCGGCCAAUAUCAACCCACAGGACAGGAAAUGACUGAUAUCUCGUGGGGAUAAACUGCAUGGUUCCUCGUGCACGUGCUUUUUACUAAAUUCAGUUUUUGCUGCAACAUUCUAUGAUGCUCAACUGUUUUUGAAAGUCAUUGCAGCUCUUUCUGCAGGACAUCAGAUCACCUGAUUGUGGACUUUGUGUUUGCAGCUGAAAUAGACAAUCUGUAUAAAGGAAUUUUAGAGAAUGUAAUGUGUGGGUUGAUUCAUUUCACCUAAAACUACCUGCUGCGUAAGAGUUCAUCCUUUAAUAACUCAUCUAUUGCUCUUUUCUUGGACAAUCUUAAGCUCUAGAUCAUUUCAAUGCAAUAACUUCUGAAUGAUUUAUGAGUUUUAAAGUGUUAUGUGCUUGUAAGAGCAUCCAAAACCUUCUGGGUUAUUCCGAAUUAAUUAAUACUUGAAUGCAAAGUCAAAACUUAGGAUCAACCUUUUGAAUACAUAUUGGAUCAUCCUUUUCUGCUUUGCGAAACAUUUGAUUGCAGUUUUUA